AGUACCCCACUCAGAUAAGUUCACACGAUGAUUCUCUAAUGGACGAUACUCCUUGUCCCAAACGCCUUGCUCUGGCAUCGAUAAUGGCUACAAAGCCCUUGUAUUCAUCACUGAUCUGGUAUACUAUUCAAUACUUUGCAUUAUUAUACGACUACACUAGCUCUAUGGUCAAUUGA
Acaulospora colombiana is the source of this 176-nucleotide messenger RNA. Lineage: Eukaryota; Fungi; Glomeromycota; Glomeromycetes; Diversisporales; Acaulosporaceae. The record is from the annotation of a GenBank genome assembly.